This is a messenger RNA of Cyphellophora europaea CBS 101466, 1476 nucleotides long. RefSeq lists its product as uncharacterized. The transcript has a single exon. The record is from RefSeq and is a predicted model, not a curated record. Lineage: Eukaryota; Fungi; Ascomycota; Eurotiomycetes; Chaetothyriales; Cyphellophoraceae. Bases 1 to 1476 code for a protein of 491 amino acids.
AUGUCGACCCUUCUCGACAAGACUUCGCUACCACUAUGGCUCUGGAUUGUCAUCAUCGCGGUCGGCUCACUAUGCCUGAUCGGCGGUGUCGGGGUAAUAGUGGUGUGCAUGCUAAGGCGGCGACGAAGCAUUGGUAGUAGCGUGGCAGAUUUGCCCACCAGGAGGGUCACUGUUCGGCGAGGGCGAGUGGUGCCAGCAUCCCACUAUUUGUCCUUGACCGGCUCCAAGUUUGGCUUGAAUGCUUUCGAAGAUGACGCACGGACCACCCGGAGCAAGAGUCCCUUUGAGUGGUGGAAUACAAUCAAGGAAAAGCGAGCGCACCCACACGACGACGAUAGCUACCUGGAGGCCAGUCCGGAGGGAAAGUCACACUCUGAUGGCAUCUACACCCGCAACGAAUAUGCUAGGUCACAAACCAGCCUGAAUCAGGAGAAGGAUGCCAUUGCAGACGUUCAAGAAGUUGAGCCUGCGGAACCAUCACCAACACUGAGCCGAUCCGCUCGACACACAUCGUUCUCCAGACCCUUCCAUCCUGAGCAGCAAGAAGACCCCUCGUCUCCAGCAUGGUCACACAAGCCCCACGGUCGUAAUCUCUCAAUGAUCAAGGAAGCUUCGCCACACAAUUCGAUGAUAUCGUCCAGGUCGCUAGAGCGGCGCUCUUCACGACUGUCCAUGUAUAAUCCGGGAGAACCCACUCGGCAGGAGCGGAGGUCGAACAAUCAGCACUCGGGGGGCAAGAUGCGGAAUAUCGCCUCGCAGCAUCAAAAUCCAAGCCCAACCAAUAACUUUGGACGUCAGAGUCCUCCUGGUACCUGGAGACCCAGCCCACCCCAAUCCCAGCGACCCAGUCCGCCGAAUUCCCGACGGCCCAGUGAUCAAUCGCAGUACCUUCAAUCCAGUAGCCAGAGCCGCCGUUCAAGCAAUCAUUCCCAGACGCAAGUCCCUGUUGAUCAGAGCCGCCAAUUAUCCAACCAGUCCCGCGAGUCUCUCCGUCGGCAGAACCGGCCCACGCCGAUUCCUAUCGACUCAGCCGGUUCUCUCCCACAAACCCAGCAUCAGCAACAAUAUCAGUCUCGCUCCGAUGAAGUUCCACGUCCAGUCGCUUAUCGCGGUUCUCGCCACAGCCUUGGCGAGCAGGAACCCGCUCGUAGCGAUAGCAAUGGUAGUGGCGCGCUUUCUAAGCGUAGCUCUCUCGUUUCUCGCCAUGACAGUAUGACCGACCACACGGAGCUCAGUCGUAAACCGUCGAGGCCCAAGUCUCUGGUGAAUAACCAACAUGACCAGGGACCGGAGUACUGGGCUGGCAGAGCCGAAAUGAUGCCGCAACACGAUAGCGGAAUGCCGCAAAAACCGACAACUCCCACCACGCCUACAGCACCGACAAGCUCUGUUGCACGGACUCCCAGCCGGAAGGGCAACGUGCUAAGAAAAAAGAGCCUUAAGAGGCAGCAAGUUGUGAGCUACGUGGGAACUUGA